Endocarpon pusillum Z07020 is the source of this 942-nucleotide messenger RNA. RefSeq lists its product as uncharacterized. The record is from RefSeq and is a predicted model, not a curated record. Lineage: Eukaryota; Fungi; Ascomycota; Eurotiomycetes; Verrucariales; Verrucariaceae. Gene Ontology annotation, molecular function: triacylglycerol lipase activity. The transcript is spliced from 2 exons. Bases 1 to 942 code for a protein of 313 amino acids.
AUGAGAUAUGGCAUUGUGCACUCACGCCUCACCACUGUUCCUCACAAGCCACGACCCCUUUGCGCUACCUGGCUGAGACAAUGGCCACAUCUACGCAAUUCGUCCUCGAAACCCGACGCUGUAGACGCAGCUACUGACCCCCGCGUGGAGGAUCUAGGCAGACUUAUUGAAGAUGACUUCGCCAAAUUACGCGACAAAUACCGAACCCCCAAGUAUCCCAUCGUCCUCGCCCAUGGCCUUCUCGGUUUUGAUGAGCUACGCUUGGCUGGCAAGUUUCUACCGGGCGUGCAAUACUGGCGUGGCAUCAAGGAGGGGCUGAACGCCAACAAUAUCGAGGUCAUCACGACGGCCGUUCCGUCGUCUGGUUCCAUUGAGCAACGCGCUGUAGCGCUCAUGAAAGACAUCAAAGCCAAAGCUCGAGGCAAGACAGUCAACAUCGUUGCCCACAGCAUGGGAGGGCUAGAUGCCAGACACUUAAUCAGCAGCCUAAAACCAUGGGAUUUGGAGAUCAAGUCGUUGACUACUGUGGGUACGCCGCAUCGGGGCAGCUCCUUCGCGGACUGGGUCUUCCGAGAGAUUGGUGAACAAAAUGUGCCUAGGGUCUAUAAGCUGCUAGCUCGGCUCAAUCUGGAAUCAGGAGCCUUCUCGCAGCUGACCACAAAAUACAUGAAGGAGACGUUCAAUCCUGCCAAUCCGGAUGAUCCGUCUGUCAGGUACUUUUCUUAUGGAGCGCAAUUCAAGCCUUCACUGUGGUCUAUCUUUCGCUUUUCGCAUGAGAUGAUUGAGGUCAUCGAAGGCCCGAAUGAUGGGCUGGUUAGUGUAGCGAGUAGUAAAUGGGAUGAGCGUGGGUAUAGAGGUACGCUGGAUGGAGACGAACCGCCUAAAGUGGCUUGCCGCAGAGCUGACGCUGACGAAGAGAAGGUUGGUACACUCUCAAUCUGA